GCUCCUCCUGGAAAAUCUUGUGGAAUAGUGGUAUUUUCGUGCUCUUGGCGAAAAUACUCAUCUAUUCAUAGCCGUCAGCUAGCUUUUUUCCCCUUUAUUUUUCUUUUUUUUUUUWAACCGGUUCGUUCGCUGGAGGUAGGCAGGCUUAUCUCGGCAGUGUAUAUAAACUUAGUAGCGCAUUAUCAUGGAGCUCUGGAUGUUAAGGAACAUCUCCGAACGAGAAGCCGAGCAGCAGCCGGUUUCUGCWUCUAGCAGCUAACAUUAGCUUUCAUUUAGCACUUCCCCGGCUUUUUUCUUCUUUUUUUUUUUUAACCUCGACGACUUGGCUCGGGUAGCUUUCUGUGACUGCUGGGUUAUAUAUAUUUUUUGUCCAGUUAGCAGCCCUGCGGUGCCCCGACUUAUUUAUCAUUUUGAUAUCUUCGACAUGUCUGGGGUCUAAGUUUMCCUGUGAAGUUUUUAAACCAGGUGUUUUUGUUUUAAUCGAACAUGAAGUCCCCACUGGCUCCCGGUAUUCGACUAAUAACGAGUUUUUCUCGGGAUAGUUGGUAUCGUGGUUUCAUCCUCUUCCUCACGUUCCUCUUCUACACAGCCUACCAUCUGUCACGGAAACCCAUCAGCAUUGUUAAGAGUGAGCUGCACAGAAAUCGUUCUACGGUUAUUCGACCACCAGAUUUGAACGUAACCAACAAUGAAACCUGGUGUGACUGGGAGCCCUUCGACCAGGACAACUAUCAAACCCUCUUUGGAGUCCUGGAUAACUGCUUCCUGGUUGCCUACGCCAUCGGCAUGUUUUUUAGCGGUAUUUUUGGAGAACGCCUUCCUCUGCGGUACUACUUGAGCUUCGGGAUGCUGAUGAGCGGAUUGUUUACGUCUCUGUUUGGACUCGGCUUCUACUGGAACAUCCACUCUUUGUGGUACUACGCCUUCUUCCAGGUCAUGAACGGACUCAUGCAGACCACUGGGUGGCCAGCUGUGGUGGCUUGUGUCGGGAACUGGUUUGGAAAGGGGAAGCGUGGGUUCAUCAUGGGGGUGUGGAACUCCCACACCUCGGUGGGGAAUAUCUUGGGCUCUCUCAUCGCAGGAGUCUUCGUCUCCUCGGAGUGGGGAAUGUCCUUCAUCGUCCCCGGACUCAUCAUCGCCUCCACGGGGGUCCUGUGCUUCUUCUUCCUUGUUGAAAAACCUGAAGAUGUGAACUGCACUUCUCCUCAGCAUCACAGCGUUCAGGAAAACGGCGAGACGGAGCCUCUCCUGCGCAACUCGGUCAACGGGAACCACGUGAUGAACGGCGGCAUCACCACGCAGCUUCCAGAGGAGGUGGAGGAGCAUCCCGAGGCCAUUAGUUUCUGUGGGGCUCUCCGUAUACCUGGAGUGGUGGAGUUCUCACUCUGUCUGCUUUUUGCCAAACUGGUCAGCUACACGUUCCUAUACUGGCUUCCUCUUUACAUCUCAAACGUCGCACAUUUUAAGGCGAAAGAAGCAGGAGACAUGUCAACGUUAUUUGAUGUCGGGGGAAUCCUUUUUCUUUAUAACUACAUCGGACAAAGGAGCCUUGGCAUUACAAUUGGGAUGUUGUUGCUYUGUGGAGGCCUGGUGAAUGGACCCUACGCUCUGAUCACAACAGCUGUAUCUGCUGACCUGGGAACACACGAGAGUCUGAGAGGAAACUCCAGGGCUUUAUCAACAGUGACUGCCAUCAUCGACGGGACCGGAUCUAUAGGCGCGGCGUUGGGACCUCUGUUAGCCGGUUUGAUUUCUCCAACUGGCUGGAACAACGUCUUCUACAUGCUCAUCUCUGCUGACGUCUUAGCCUGCCUGUUUUUGACCAGACUCGUCUACAAAGAGAUUAAAGGCUGGUGUGGAAGUUCUCCUCAAUCCAGAGGGUUUAAAGAAAUAUGAAACACAAAAACCAAACGAGCUGCAAACAAAACCACUCAGUGGGGAAACGACAGAAACGGACCUCAUCUCACCGUUUGGUGAGUCGAAGAUUCAAGGCACUGAGCCGACGAUUGAAGCCUUCUUUUAGUAAAACAAGACAAAUCUAUCUUUAUUAAGACAGAUUUUAUAACUAAUCAACUGUUUAUUACGUUGAUUUAAAACUUUUUUAACUUUGAAGUGUAAAUAACUAACCAGAAGAAUUCUACAAAAACACUCAAGUUUGCUGUAAAAUAGAUUAUAUAAAAAACUAAUAUGUUGUAAACUCUUUAAUUGUCAUCUGUACCAAAAACAUAAAAUCAUGUCAAUGUUUUGGACCAGAAGGGGGCGCAUGUUGUUCAUUUUUAACUGACAAGAAUGAAAUUAACCCUCUUCAAUCAGCUUUGAUCAGAAACCUUYAAACAAUAAACAUAAUUAAAAUGUACAUUAUGAGCAAUUAUACCUCAUCUUGUAAAUUAAUGUAUUUUAUUAGAGAAAGAAUGAUGUAAAAAUAAAUGUAAAUGUCAAAUAUUGUUCAUUAAACCCUAAAAUGAACAUAAAUUUGCCUAAAACACAUAAAAGGUUUUGUCUUUUUGCUCUGACUUUCAAAGUUAGUGGAAUAAAAUUAAAUUUACUAACUCC
Messenger RNA from Austrofundulus limnaeus, 2553 nucleotides. RefSeq names its product solute carrier family 37 member 2 (gene slc37a2). NCBI's taxonomy places the organism in Eukaryota, Metazoa, Chordata, Actinopteri, Cyprinodontiformes, Rivulidae. Gene Ontology annotation, molecular function: glucose 6-phosphate:phosphate antiporter activity. The record is from RefSeq and is a predicted model, not a curated record. Gene Ontology annotation, biological process: phosphate ion transmembrane transport; glucose-6-phosphate transport. Gene Ontology annotation, cellular component: endoplasmic reticulum membrane.